This is a messenger RNA of Symbiodinium natans, 540 nucleotides long. NCBI's taxonomy places the organism in Eukaryota, Dinophyceae, Suessiales, Symbiodiniaceae. The record is from the annotation of a GenBank genome assembly.
AUGUGUGAUGUGUCUAGCAUUGCCUGCACAUGGCAGAUCGAGGGUGCCUACACUCCAAACGGCCAGGAGUUGAUGCGACGAGUCAGGCGCACGCUGGCAGAAACGCUGGGCACGCAGCUCUUCUUCAGCGGGGCGCUCCUGAAUCGCUUGCAAGUGCCGCAAAUCCAAGGUGAAAUGCAACUGCACCCCAACAAAUCUGACGAGUUUGCGCCCCACGUGGACAAGGCCAAUGUAGCGUCCUACGACUGGAGUGCGCUGCUCUACUUGAGCGAACACGGAACGGAUUUUCAAGGUGGGGAGCUCAUCUUCCAUGACGACGAAGAUGACAAGUUCAUUGUGCCGAGUCGGGGCCUGUUGGCUUUCUUUAGCUCUGGCUUGGAGAAUGUUCACCGCGUGAACACGAUGGCGUGGGGCCAGCGUCUCGUGCUGUCCAUGUGGUUCACCUGCAGCGAAAGGCAUUCGCACCCUGAGCUGCGGUUCCUCGCUGAGAGCCGACCCGAUGAGUUCAUCGCCGAGUCCAGCCCAUCAGCUGAGCUGUAG